Molecule: messenger RNA, 336 nt
Organism: Fusarium graminearum PH-1
Lineage: Eukaryota; Fungi; Ascomycota; Sordariomycetes; Hypocreales; Nectriaceae
Exons: 1
Coding region: 1-336 (111 amino acids)
Source: RefSeq, a predicted model, not a curated record
AUGCCCUACCUAGGGAUGCGUGUUCGUCUCCAACAAGCAAGAGAUGCUUUCCUAUCGGCUCAGAAAGAUUGGAACGAUGCCAAAGAUCGCCUCACCUCGCUUCAGGCAAGUCUCAACGAGAAACAAACGCUGGCCGAUGAUAUUUCCAGCGGUCGGCAGUUGAAGAGCACCCCAUAUAAGGCCAAGAUGCUCGAAGUUGAAAUCCAGGGCCUCAAUAGGAGUAUCGCGGCAGCUGAAAGGGGCAUUAUUCAGCAUCGUGGCAGAAUGGAUGCUGCUGAAGCUAUUUUUAAUCAACUGGAAGGUCUUAAAAUUUUAGACACGAUGCCAGGCAUGUGA